AUGAACGAAGCUGCUUACCCACAGCGUUCAUGGGGCAACGGUCCCUAUGCCUCGGAGCCACAAGGCCGUCCGCUGUAUGCAAACACAAUGGCACCCCACCAUCCUCCACCAUCACAACAACAACAGCAGGAGGCGCUGUACGGACCACCGGGCAUGGGCUACCCUCCGCCCUCAACUAAUGUGCGGGGUAUGCCGCCAGCCUACCACCACAGAGGUAGUCCGGCUGCCGCAGGCUAUUAUGCCAGUGGCUACAUGGAACCGCAGCAGCAGCCUCCGCCACAGCCUGGUCCCAUGACGUCACCUAAUCCACGUGCUUGCUACCCCACUAACACUCCAUCCUCAAUGGACACUACUACCAACACCAGCGGCUACACCAGUCCUGGGACUGCAGGUCGGAUGGGCCUCGGUGACGACUUCAUGACUGGUGCGCCAGUACUUGACGCUGGGGCGAAACCAUCGGCCAAUCCUUCGACACCCACGUCGUCCGGUGCACCUCCCGACCACCGCUGGUUCUCGUCGGCCCAAAUGUGCCUGCCCUGA
Hydatigera taeniaeformis is the source of this 540-nucleotide messenger RNA. Lineage: Eukaryota; Metazoa; Platyhelminthes; Cestoda; Cyclophyllidea; Taeniidae. The record is from the annotation of a GenBank genome assembly.